This is a messenger RNA of Rubroshorea leprosula, 665 nucleotides long. Lineage: Eukaryota; Viridiplantae; Streptophyta; Magnoliopsida; Malvales; Dipterocarpaceae. The record is from the annotation of a GenBank genome assembly.
AAAAUAUCCUUGCCUUUCAUUGAUUUCUGUUUUUAUGAAUACAUUUGAUGAGUAAUAAGAUCAUAUGCUACCUGUGGAAAAAUGAACAUUUCCUUUUGUAUCAAAGGGCAUUUAAACCCAAAAUCCUACAUAUCUCAUCUGAUAUGGUACAAAAUGAACAAAGGCGAAAAAGAGGCGUACACAUGAUCCUGGUUGGAAAGAAUGAAAAGAAUUCCUGUAUAGAAAUGGCAAUUUGCCUCGAUCCCCGCGGGAUUCCGUGGGAAUCCCCGCCAUGGGGAUGGGGCGGAGAGGAAUAUUCCUUCCCGUGGGGCGAGGAUGGGGGACAUUUUUCCCCCAUAAAAUUUUGUGGGGAAUUUUCCCCGCCCCUUGGUGGGGAACGGGGAUCCUGUGGGGAUCCCUGUUCCCCACAGAGAAUGGGAAUGGGGGGCAAAAUCUAUCCCCCGUCAAAAAUCUCCGCGGGGAUCCCGGUCCCCGCUAUUCGCGGGGAUAGGGAUGAGGAGAGACUCCCCGAACCUACAGGACCCCGUUGACAUCCCUAUUCCUGUAUCAUCUUUUCUAUUCACAGAAAAGAAUGAACUAAUCUGGAAUGUGUUGUUAGUUAUGAUACACCAUUGAUUGCACCUACCAGUGCUUCUUUCAACAAUGGGGAGGACUGUGUUCUGUAA